Molecule: messenger RNA, 786 nt
Organism: Aspergillus viridinutans
Lineage: Eukaryota; Fungi; Ascomycota; Eurotiomycetes; Eurotiales; Aspergillaceae
Exons: 3
Coding region: 1-786 (261 amino acids)
Source: RefSeq, a predicted model, not a curated record
AUGAGCAAUGCAGCGGAUGACGACCCACAAUUUGAUUUUAACUUCAUGGACAUACCUGAUACUGAACAGAAGGACACAGGCCCCAAAGCAAAGAAGGUGGAAAGCACUAAGAAGGAAUUACAGGAGGUACUCAACCUGGAAGACAAUGUCUCAAAUGGCUUCGUUCGGAAAUGUGUCCUAAAGUACAGCAUGCCACAGCCCAAGAAAGAUAACUGGGGCGCUGCGGAUCACCUGGCACGCUUUCACCUUAACAUCAGGAACAUCAACCUGCGAUCACGGGAGGGGGUCUUCUUUGCAACAACGACACAAGGAACUACCCACGAGGAGGACACUGGCGACGAGGAACGCGAUGAACUCAGUAAAGAUGAAAAAGACGAUGAUAUUCCAAGUCUGAAAGCACCCGAAUGGAAGACUGAAAUGCUGAACCCAAGACAGCAGGUGCUCCUUGAAAAGAAAUCAGAUGUCUUUGAUCCAACCGAGACAUACUGGAAGUUUCGGCAUAUCAUCGAGGCACUAAAAUACGUCGAACUAGCCCCAGACGCAGCCGCAGCAGAUGCCAUCAGGCUCGCUGAUGAAGACGCAGAUCCGACCACCGAGUCGAACACACAAUAUGACGCCCCGUCAACGGGCCCGGAGGCAUUCUCAGCCUCCGGGCCCACGUCGACGUUUGACGAGGCAAGGUAUGUCGAAGCAUCUGAGCUGGAAAGUGAACUUGGUGCAAUCCCACUAGGAAUCAGACACCAUCUUCUGCCUUCCUCAGGUAUGCCACGCCACCUAGAGUCCUAA